UCCUGGAUACGCGUUCAGAAAAACAGCUUGGAUUUGUAUUCAGAACCACCCAUCAGGGGUUCAGUUUACUGGCACAAAAAACCCCAAAAAGUACAUUCGUAACGACACGUAACGUUUCGAUGAUAACGUAAAGAGUACAAACGAGGCGGAGAGCGGAGAGAAAGAGCGCCACGUCACUGAACAACGGAGAAGUCAGAAGGAGCCGCCGAGUGCCACCCCCCGCCGCGGGCCACAGAUUACACCGCUCCGCCUCACCGGACGGCGGAGUUUACAAGUGCCCCCGGUCCCCGCGUAGUUUUGCUGUACUCACUUCUUCUCCCUGCCUUUUUUUAAACUGACCGUGACGUAGAGGCUGAAAAUGACGGCGUCCAACUGGGGCCUUAUCAUGAACGUGGUGAACAGCAUCGUUGGAGUCAGCGUACUCACCAUGCCCUUCUGCUUCAAACAGUGUGGGAUUGUUCUUGGAACUCUACUGCUGUUUUUCUGCUCAUGGAUGACCCAUAAAUCCUGCAUGUUCCUGGUCCACACUGCCAGCAACACCAAAAGAAGAACCUAUGCUGGAUUAGCCUUCCACGCUUACGGGAAACCAGGGAAGAUGCUGGUGGAGAUGAGCAUGAUCGGGUUGAUGCUGGGGACCUGUAUCGCCUUUUAUGUUGUCAUUGCGGAUUUGGGCUCAAAUUUCUUCGCUCAGCUGUUGGGUUUACAGGUGACGGGCAGUUUCCGCGCGCUGCUGCUGGUCGCCGUGUCUCUGUUCAUCGUGCUCCCCCUGAGCCUGCAGAGGAACAUGAUGUCGUCCAUCCAGUCCUUCUCAGCCAUGGCGCUCAUGUUCUACACCCUGUUCAUGUUCACGAUAGUGUUGUCGUCCCUGCGCUACGGCCUAAUCUCAGGUUCCUGGGUGGAGCAGGUUCACCUGUGGCGCCUGAAGGGCGUCAUUCAGUGCCUGCCCAUUAUCGCCACAACCUUCUGCUGUCACCCCCAUCAACAUGGGUGCAGCUCCCCUCCCUUCUCCAUGUUCUCCCUCCACUUGUCUUCAUUUGGUUUGGGCUGUAACUCCCCACCCUCCCCGCCUCCUUCCCCUCAGAUGGUGCUGUCUUCGUUCAAACAUGGGCUGCUCAGCGGCUGGUGGCUAGGGCAGGUCUAUGUGGUGCGCUGGGAGGGUGUGUUUCGCUGUCUCCCCAUCUGUGGGAUGGCCUUCGCCUGCCAGUCGCAGGUGCUGCCGACCUACGACAGCCUGGACGAGCCGUCUGUCAAACGCAUGAGCACCAUCUUCACCUCGGCCCUCAACGUGGUCACUAUCUUCUACAUCACUGUGGGCUUCUUUGGCUACGUCAGCUUCACGGAGAACAUAGCGGGCAACGUGCUGAUGAACUUUCCGUCCAACCUGGUGACAGAAAUGAUCCGCGUAGGCUUCAUGAUGUCCGUGGCCGUCGGGUUCCCCAUGAUGAUCCUGCCCUGCCGUCAGGCCAUCAACACCAUGCUUUUUGAGCAGCAGCAGAAGGAUGGAACCUUUGCUGCCGGGGGCUACAUGCCUCCUCUCCGCUUCAAGAUGAUCACCCUCGGCAUCGUUUUUGGCACCAUGCUGGGAGGCAUUCUCAUCCCCAAUGUUGAAACCAUUCUGGGUCUGACUGGAGCCACCAUGGGCAGCCUCAUAUGCUUCAUAUGUCCAGCACUCAUCUAUAGAAGGAUCCAGAAGAAUGGCUUCUUAUCUCAGUUGGUGCUUUGCGUUGGCCUCGGAAUCCUGCUGAUCAGCACCUUCACCACCCUCUCCAUUACGGCCAGCAGCCCCAGUUACAAGGUCCGAGCUCCCCCUCCGGCACCUGGCAGGAGCAGCCUGCUGCUUCCGGACCCCCCCGAGCCGCACGACAAUCCCGCGGUGAAGAGGCCGGAGGAGGUCAAAGAGCCGGACCUGCCGCCGGUGGAGGUGGUGCAGCCCGCGCCCAAGGACAACCCCGAGCCGCCCCAGAUCAAAGGACCGGUCGAAGCACCAGAGAGGAAGAAGGAGGAAGUUGUGCAGCUGGACCGUCCCGGAGCCGGCGUCGCCGUGCCGGAGGGAGAGGCCCAUCGCCACGAGCCGCCCAAUCCCCAAGACAGGGUGCGGGUGGACUCCAGGAAGAACGACGCAGAGCUGGCGGAGGACGAGAACCGGCAAGUCCCUCCCGCAGAGGACGUCCAGGGAGAAGUCAAGAAAGACAUGGAGCAAGAUCAGAGGUUAGAGGACAGGGCCGCCGAGAAAGCUGCCGAAAACGCGGCGGGGAAGAAGAAGGAGGCGGAGCAGGGCGGCCAGGGCUUGUCCAACCUGGUGCUGGAGAAGCCUGCUGCCCAGCCGGGCAAAAAGCCGGAGGACCUUCCUCAAAAGGACGCGGAGAAUCUCCAACCCACUAAGGAUCCUCUGGCAGGGAACGAGGCCGCGGCAGCGGCCAAUCAGGGUGCAGGAGUGCCCGCGGAUAAAGCACCAGAUGCUGCAGGAAAAGCUCCAGCUCCGGAAGAAGAGCGUCAUCCGGCAGCGGACGAGGCUCCGGCUGCAGACGGCAAAGAUCCAGCAGACGAGAAGAUGGACGAGGGCCAGCUGGACCAUGCGGUGCUGCUGCAGGUGAUCAAGCAGCAACAGGAGCAACAGAAGAGGCUUCUGGACCAACAGGAAAAGUUACUGGCCGUCAUAGAAGAGCAACACAAGGAAAUCCACCAAAAGCAACCUGCUGGAGCCGAAGGCGAGGCGGAGAAAAGUGUCCCGGGUCGCGAGGGGAUCGAAGCUGGAGCAGCCAAAGCUGCACCGGCCGGAGGGGAGGGGGCCCCCCCGGGGGAUUCGGGAGCCCAGGUCGGGGCUGGUAAAGUAGCUGCUCCGGCAGCUUACAAGGAGGACGCUGCUGCACCUGCGGAGGAGCUCCACCAGCAGAGUCAGCUGGGGGCCAGGGGGGUGCCGCUAGGUAAGCCGAAUGCAGACGGCCAUCAGCCCCCGCCUCAAAACGAGCAGGCUGCAAAGCCCAGGGACGUCGAAAGCCUCGAUCAAGAAAAGAAGUCCUUCGAAGAUCUCCCAAAAGAAAAGCCGGAUAAAAAAGUCGAGGCGGGACUGGACAAAGAAGAGGUCGAGAGGAUUAUAAAGGACACCAUGGCGAGGGAAAAGCAGCUAGAGAAGGAGAGGAUUGAGAAAGAAGUCCAGGCGAGGCUGGAAAAGGAGAGGCAGGAGAAACUGGCCGCAGAGCAGCAGCUGGAGAAGGAGAGGGCCGAGAAGGAACGAAUAGAGAGAGAGGUUCUGGCCAGGGUGGAGAAAGAGCGGCUGGAAAGGGAGAGGAGGGAGCAGCUGGCCAGAGAGCAGAAGCCGGACAAGGCGGAGCAGGACCGGUUCCAGCAGGAGCUGCAGAGGGCGGACAGCGAAAUAGACGAGAGGGCCAAAAAGGAGCAGCGGACGGAGGAGACCCAGGAGAGGCUGGCCCAGCUGCAGCGAGCCGCCGCCGCCGCCGCCAGGGGGGGGGAGGGCGAGCCUUUGAAGAAAGGAGGACGAGAUCUCAAAGAGAACGCGGCCGACGAGGCUCCCCCCAGAGGGAAGGUGGUAAACGGGGCGGCGGGAGCCCCGCCUGGCCUCCAGGGCUCCCAGGAGAAGGCCCGGGACCAGGGGGAGGUGGAUCUGAGGCGGAGGCGGCGAGCGCUGGGACCCAAAGAGGCCGCGGCCCCCCCGGAGGGCUCCAGAGCCUCCAGGGGGGUCCCGGGGCUGGAGCCCCUGCUGGAGCUGGGGGGCUCGGACCUGCACGCAGCGCUGGAGCAGCAGCUGCUGGCCGGGGCCGUGGUGCACUCACGGCAGAUCAAACAGACCCCAGACGACCAGGGGGGGGCAAAGUAACACCCACCAGACAGGCCCCCCGUCUCACAUGCAGAAUUUCCCUACACUGUGGACUACGAGUUAGUUAGCUGCCUUACAUUCUCUUGCCUUCCGAAAGGUUCUGGAGCAGACACUUCCCUGUAUGCUCAUACUGUGCACUCUGACAUAACCCAAAGUCUUUUGUAAAGAGAAAAGAAAGCGUAUGUAAAUAUUAAAUUAUUUUUGUCUUUACAGCAUCGAAUUACGAAGAGGUCACUGUUAAAAUGUAAAUACAUCUAUGCAAUGUGUCCGCAGAGCAUAUUAACUGGGCAAAUACUGUGUUUGUGUCACUUUAAAUAGGUUUUCCUAUGAGCUGCUUGUGGUGUCCCCCUUUGUCGCAUCUCUCUGCGUUUCCUGCGAUGUGGAUGUUGUAAAUCUGUUCAGGACGUGGCCGGAUGUCCCUUAUUAACUCCUGUGCAAAGUAGUGCACAGCGUAGCCUUAUCAUUUUAUAAACUGGACUCAAAGGCAGCAUCUGUAGAGCGAUGACUAGUUACAAAUCAUUCCAGCUGUAAUAAAUCCCUCAUCUGUUUAUAAGUGCCUUUCAAGUCAUGUACUUUUGUACUUUGUGGUCCUUUCCUCUUCUAAAACUUUGAAAAGUGAGGAUGGUGAAAGGAAAGCUUGGUGUUUCUUGGUUGCACAGCUCUUUUGAAAAUUCCUGCAUCAGUAUGUCAUUGGGUAUCUUGGAACUUUGGUAAAGAGAGUAUUUUUCUAUGUGCAAUGUAUUUCUGUAAAUCUUGAUGAUAAGAAUAAACAAAAAAUAAAAAACUC
Messenger RNA from Menidia menidia (Atlantic silverside), 4622 nucleotides. Lineage: Eukaryota; Metazoa; Chordata; Actinopteri; Atheriniformes; Atherinopsidae. The record is from the annotation of a GenBank genome assembly.